AGUUGCAUAAAAAAUAGUUGCUUUCUUGAUAUACAGCUUUUUUAAUUAUUUUAAAUGUUGCUUUUUUGAUUAUUCAACACAUAAUUUACAAUCCCACCUCUAGGAGUGUAGAUCAACCAGCUGCCCAAGCCCAUCUCUAGCGAUAUGGAUGGUGGUUGUGGGUCGUGCUCUAUAACAUGUAUAGGUAUUUGUUGAACAUUUCUUACAUCGGCACGACUUUUCGGUAAGUGCGUCGAAUUGUGGAAAUUAAUUGUUGAAGCAAGACUUACCACCCCUACAGUGGUAUUCAAAAGACGGUGAACAAGCUGGAGCAGUCCCGCCUGGACACAAAGUCCAUACAAGGCUGUUUGGAGCUGGCGUUGCAGGUUUUUCACCCAACAAACGAAAUACACACCGUGCUGUCCAGUCGACGCCGGUGUACACGCCCUGCACUCCACGGUGCAGGUGGACUUGGAGCGGCCUAAUGGGCAGCCCUAUGAUACAACUAUAUUAACUGGUGUGCUCAACCGAACCCUUAACAAACAGCGUCUUCCCAUCCGAGUGCUCAGCAGUAAGUUGGUGGCCAACUCCUUCCACUGCCGCUACGACGCCAUUGGACGAACCUAUCUCUAUCGCUUUGCCGUGGCAAAGGUACCAACCCUGGGAGAUUGCAGUCUCCGGAAUAGGUCGUUCGAGACCUUUAUACCAGUUGAAGAAAUCGAUCGUUGUUACUUUCUGCAAUCUUCUAGCUUCGAUAUCAAAAGAGUCCAGGCUGCAGCUCGAAUGUUUAUCGGCGUCCACGACUUUCGAACUUUCAUGAGUGUUAGCCGACAGAAAGUUUGUCGGGAUCACCCAAUGUUUACAGUGCGCAAAAUCGACGAGAUUAAUAUUCGUCCUGGUGAAACACGUGCAUUGUCUUCGAACGCUAUUCAGGCCGCUGAAACAUAUAAUUAUUGGGACAUCGAGAUCAGGGCUAAAUCAUUUCUUUACAAACAAGUAAGGCGCAUUGUCGGCGCGCUAAUCGCUUUGGGUAACGGACGUAUCGACGAGAGGUGCCUAUAUCAGAUGCUCACCGUUCCCUCGAAGAAUUCUUGGGAUCACCGUGUGCUCCUGGCUCCAGCCUGUGGGCUUUACCUUUGCAGAGUGCACUACCGAGAAACGGACAUUUAAUACCGCUAUGAUACUGCUGUAUGAGCUGCAAAGGCGAAUGGGCAACCUGAGACCCACCGCCACGGUUGUGACCACCCCCACCGGUGUACGCUACAUUGAGCGAAGCACUUCAUCCGUCUGCGUGGAGGACAUUGCGCACUGCUCCCAGCAACUGGAUCCGCGUGAAUACGGCUUUGUCGUGGAUACCAAGCCGGACUCUGUGCCCGCCUGCAUUCUGAGCGACUUUCUCUACCUGGGCUCGCAGGAUGCAGUUAGCGCGGAUAACAUCAUAAAAUAUAAGAUAACUCACAUCCUGAGUGUCGGCAUACAGACGCCCGAGGUGGAGUGGCCCUUACCCGUAAAUUGUACAUUUUUGCCCUGCCUGGAUCUGCCGGAAACCAACCUGAUGAACUACAUCUUGCCCGCGUCAAUGGAGUUUAUUGAAGAUGCGCACAGAUCGCAGGGUUGCGUGCUCGUCCACUGCAACGCAGGCGUUUCGCGAUCCCCCUCUGUGGUAAUCGGUUAUUUAAUGCAGCGCCGUGACAUGUGCUACGAAGAUGCAUACAAUCUGGUAAAAUCAUGGAGACCGUGUAUUCAGCCCAAUGCGGGAUUCAUACAACAGUUAAAGAGGUCUGAUUAAUAGUUUAUGAUACUGCAUAUGAUAAGUAAUUAUGAAUGUUGUUCUGUUUUUUGUUUGUGGGUUUUAGUUACUAAUCCACAUUUGUUGUACAACACAACGAUAUUAUCCACUAAACUCUCAAGUUUUAAACAU
Molecule: messenger RNA, 1900 nt
Organism: Drosophila melanogaster (fruit fly)
Lineage: Eukaryota; Metazoa; Arthropoda; Insecta; Diptera; Drosophilidae
Gene: Mkp
Product: MAP kinase-specific phosphatase
Exons: 3
Coding region: 1157-1768 (203 amino acids)
Molecular function (GO): protein tyrosine/serine/threonine phosphatase activity; protein tyrosine phosphatase activity; hydrolase activity
Source: RefSeq, marked reviewed